This is a messenger RNA of Paramuricea clavata, 3335 nucleotides long. NCBI's taxonomy places the organism in Eukaryota, Metazoa, Cnidaria, Anthozoa, Malacalcyonacea, Plexauridae. The record is from the annotation of a GenBank genome assembly.
UUUAUUGAAAAUAGCAAGUUUAUACGUGCCCAUAGGCAUUAUAAACUUAAGUUAAUGAAACAAGCGUUCGGAUAUAACCAAAGUUGUGCAAAGUCCUUUGAUUUGACCAGGUUAGGCACAAAGGUCAGUCUUAAAACGCGUGAUCACUCACGUGCAAAGCACUCGGUAAAUAACAAUGAACCACUGUCAAACACUUCUUCCCAUGCAUGUGGGAAAAUAGACCAAUCAGGUCCAACUGUUUUGUUUGCUUAUGCUUCCUGCCUGGGCUACAGGCUUCAUUGUGUUGCCGGUGAGCCAAAGUGAAGGACACUUCACAGCGAAAAAAUUGCUUAAAUUUGUAAUAUAUCUCUCACGAGGCAAUGCCUCCCGCCCGACGCCAACGCACAGCUGUACAACAACGCGCAGAGAAUGCAAAUCAGCCAUCGGUAAACGAUCUUCGACAACAAUGUCUAGAAAAAGGUUUAUCUGACCAUGGUCGUCGAAAUACGCUGGUCGCGAGACUGCAACAACAUGCUUCAACGUCGUCGACGAACAAUACCGCCACAGAAGCAGCGACAAUUGUUGAUAUUGCGAACAACAGCGAGCAAACACCACUCGUCGAGCGAAGAUCUGUGUCACACGAAAGCUCAAACGAAAACCCUCUGCUGAACGACGCUCAGUUGGCCCAAAUCCAAUCAAUCGUCGCGAAGACGGUCGAACAAUCGGUGAACGAUAUCGCAACAAACGCCGCUCGUGCUGCAGUACAAGCCAUGGCAACUGCGCCUUCGUCAGCGCCUACGAAUGAGCCACAACAAACCACGGGCACGGAGCUUUGCCCAGUGUUGAUAAACCACACCACGCCAAUCUCGACGCCAAGGUUCCAAACGUUCGAGCCCGAAGCGCCACAUUCCUCUUCGCAGAGUCUUCCCGCUAGUAAUCAUCUCCCAUACGGACAAUCUUUCCACGACCUACCGGCAUCGUACGUGAAGAAGAUCCAGUCGGGUGAGUUUUUUGAGCUCUCAAAACUUUUGCCAAAAAAUUUAUGCAAUACGGUAGAUGAACAGCCCGUUGUGCCAAUUGAUGGUUCGAUCCCGCCGAUGGCGAAUGUUUCAUCUUUCUUUUCCAAAAUCAGGUGCAACAAGUAUUAAUGCAUCAAUUCCAAAGGAAGAUUUUAGUCUCCAUUAUGUGACAAUUGACAAUGCGAUUGAAGGUAUUAAGCGUUUCGGCCACGGCUGUUUUCUGGCUAAAACUGACAUUGAAUCCGCCUUUCGUCUCAUUCCCGUGCACCCGGACAACUAUGAGCUUCUUGGUAUGUAUUGGGAGGGGAAAUACUAUUAUGACAAAGUUUUACCUUUCGGCCUACGAAGUGCUCCAUAUCUGUUCAACCAACUUUCUGAUGCUAUUGAAUGGAUCUUACAAAAUAAGUGCAUGAUUUCAUUUGUAUGUCAUAUUUUGGAUGAUUUUCUUAUCAUGGAGCCACCAUCCCAACUGCCCCCACACUAUAGCACUUGCCAACAAAGUCUAACUGCCAUGAUGCUUACAUUUAAGAACCUUAACAUCCCAUUAGCCCCGGGCAAGACACAAGGUCCUGCAACUGUGUUAGAGUUUAUGGGCAUUAUCCUGGACAGCGUUCGAAUGGAAGCACGGCUGCCGGAUGACAAAAUUGAACGCCUCCGAGCAGUUUUCAACACAUUCCAAAAAAGGCGGUCAUGUACUUUGAAAGAACUUCAGUCACUUAUAGGUACCUUAAAUUUUGCAUGCAAGGUUAUCCCACCGGGUCGCCCUUAUUUACAAAGAAUGAUUGAAUUGACAAGAAACAUAAGACAGCCCCACCAUCACAUAAAGCUUAGUGCAGGCUUUUUUAAGGAUCUCGAGAUGUGGAAACAGUUUAUCGUUAACUGGAAUGGUGCCAGUUUUUUCUUGUCUUCUUCAUGGGAAAACUCUGAAUGCCUUCAGCUCCACACUGAUGCAUCGGGGGUGUUGGGCUACGGGGGGAUUUUCGGGGGGAAAUGGUUUCAAGGAAAAUGGGAACCUCAUCAACAAUUAGGACAGCCCGAGAUUAGUAUUGCUUGGCAAGAAUUGUUUGCCAUAGUAGUUGCAUGUCACAUAUGGGGGGAAGCCCUUCAAAACAGAAGGAUAAUCCUGAACUGUGAUAAUGAAUCAGUUGUCAACAUUAUUAAUUCCAAACGAUCGCGAAUUUCCCGGGUAAUGGAUCUUCUCCGUCAUCUCACACUGUUGACCUUAAAGUACAAUAUAUACCUUCGGGCCAAACACAUACCGGAAAAGUAUAAUGAGAUUGCUGAUUCCCUUUCUCGUUUCCAGUUUCAAAGGUUUCGACUCCUAAUGCCUCAAGCAGAUGUCAACCCUCAAAAAAUUCCAGUCCUUCUGUUGAAAAUCUAAAGAAUGACAUAGAAUAUUAUAUUGAUUUGUCUGUGGCCGCCUCAACCAAACAGACAUACAGCGCUGGUGAGAAACGGUUUAUUGCUUUUGUAAAAUUAUAUCGACCCCAUGAAGGAAAGCACUUUCUACCAGCAAGUAAAGAAACACUCGUGCAAUUUUCAGCCUAUUUAGCCAAAACCAUCAAACACACAUCUAUAAAAAACUAUCUUGCAGCGGUUCGUCAUUUUCACAUACGAAAUGGUUUUCCGUUGGAUUGUCAAAAGAUGUCACGUCUCCAGCUGGUUCUUCGGGGUAUAAAACGUUCCCAAGGCGAUGAGAAAAGAGUGCGCCUUCCAAUAACAAUCCAUCAUUUAAAACUUUUUCACAUGAUGCUGGUAAUACCUGUCACAACACAUUUCGACUCAAUUAUGGUUUGGGCUGCCAUAACAUUGGCAUUUUUUUGCUUUCUGCGGCUUGGAGAGUUAACUUGUAACUCAAAAUUCAAUUCAGAUUCGCACCUCAUGCCUGAAGACGUUGUUUUUUCCAACGACCUACAACCAACCACUGCUAUGUCCAUACGGAUAAAAGAAUCCAAAACUGACCCCUUUCGGGUGGGACAUACCAUAAGUAUUGGAGGAACACACACACCUCUCUGCCCAGUGUUGGCCAUGAAACAGUAUUUAGCCAGAAGGCAGCCAAAAGCAGGGCCUCUGUUUGUAAAUUCUGCGGGUAAACCACUUACAAAACAGGCCCUAACACUUGAAACAAAAAAAUUACUCAGUCAAGCCGGAUUCAACGCUUCAAACUUUGCCGGUCAUAGCUACAGAAUCGGUGCUGCAACUACGGCAGCCACAGCGAAAUUACCUUCCUGGCUCAUAAAAACUUUGGGUCGGUGGUCCUCAGACUGUUAUGAACGAUAUAUACAACUUCCUUCGUCAACACUGUUGAAUGUCUCAGCCACACUCGCCAAUAUUUAA